Messenger RNA from Enhydra lutris kenyoni (northern sea otter), 2572 nucleotides. RefSeq names its product potassium channel tetramerization domain containing 10. Gene Ontology annotation, cellular component: Cul3-RING ubiquitin ligase complex. The transcript has 7 exons. The coding region runs from base 53 to 1003 and encodes 316 amino acids. The record is from RefSeq and is a predicted model, not a curated record. Gene Ontology annotation, molecular function: protein binding; ubiquitin-protein transferase activity. Gene Ontology annotation, biological process: protein ubiquitination; proteasome-mediated ubiquitin-dependent protein catabolic process; protein homooligomerization. Lineage: Eukaryota; Metazoa; Chordata; Mammalia; Carnivora; Mustelidae.
UUCCUGCCUCUCUCAGUCCGGUUUUGGAGACUCCUGCGUCCUCCGACUUUUCAUGGAAGAGAUGUCAGGAGAAAGUGUGGUGAGUUCAGCGGUGCCAGCAGCUGCUACCCGCACCACUUCCUUCAAGGGCACGAGCCCCAGCUCCAAGUACGUGAAGCUGAAUGUGGGCGGGGCGCUCUACUACACCACCAUGCAGACGCUGACCAAGCAGGACACCAUGCUGAAAGCCAUGUUCAGCGGGCGCAUGGAAGUGCUCACGGACAGCGAAGGCUGGAUCCUUAUUGACCGGUGUGGAAAGCACUUUGGUACGAUACUCAACUACCUUCGUGAUGGGGCGGUCCCCUUGCCCGAGAGCCGGCGGGAGAUUGAGGAGCUGCUGGCAGAAGCCAAGUACUACCUGGUCCAGGGCCUGGUGGAAGAAUGCCAGGCAGCCUUACAACAGAACAAAGAUACUUACGAGCCUUUCUGCAAAGUUCCUGUCAUCACCUCAUCCAAGGAAGAGCAGAAACUUAUAGCGACUUCAAAUAAGCCAGCCGUGAAGCUGCUCUACAAUCGAAGUAACAACAAAUACUCGUACACCAGCAAUUCUGACGACAAUAUGUUGAAAAACAUUGAGCUCUUUGAUAAGCUCUCUCUGCGCUUUAAUGGAAGGGUCCUGUUCAUAAAGGAUGUCAUUGGGGACGAAAUCUGCUGCUGGUCCUUUUACGGGCAGGGCCGCAAGAUUGCUGAGGUCUGCUGCACCUCCAUUGUCUACGCCACUGAGAAGAAGCAGACCAAGGUGGAGUUCCCAGAGGCCCGGAUUUAUGAGGAAACCCUCAAUAUUCUGUUGUACGAGGCCCAGGACGGCCGAGGACCUGACAAUGCACUCCUGGAGGCCACCGGCGGGGCAGCGGGCCGCUCGCAUCACCUGGAUGAGGACGAAGAGCGGGAGCGGGAGCGGAUCGAGCGUGUGCGGCGGAUCCACAUCAAGCGCCCAGACGACCGGGCCCACCUGCACCAGUGAGCCGGCCGACCUCAGCCGUCCCCGCCUCCUCCCUCCUCCUCCUCCCUGCUCUUCACUCCGAUUCCUGCGGACUCCUGGGCACCGUCCAGGUCCCCUGCAGUCCGGAGAUCCGUUUCUGUAACAAGCCAGAUGAUUAUUUUGAUACUUCUCAACCGGGUGACUGUCUUUCCCCAGGUGAAUGCACCCCUGUUGUCGAGCAAGCUGUGUCCAAGGUCUCCCCCUUUCAUGGGGAUCUGAGAAUCCUUGGAGCCAGGCUCUCUCAGCUCUCGGAGAAAAGUAUGAAUGGGUAUGAAGUGGACGUGAGCAAUUUUGUUUGCAGUAUUUAUUUUGGUGGGUGCUGAUUCCCUGUUUGGGCUUUGGGGUGGCAUUCUAUCGGGGCUCAGUCUGGCCGCUCUGAGAGGGACCCUGCAGUUGGUGGCCACCACAGGUUUCCCUGAGCUCCCUGUUUCAGAACCCUCUGGGCUGGCGUGCUGGCUGCAUUUCCCUGCGUUAGACCAGGCUGUUCUCCGGGUCUCUGCUAGAAGUCCAUUCUGCCCCUGGGUUUCACCCCUGUGGUACCGGCAGAUGAUUGCAGUUUGUGGCAAAGAUAGGACCAAUGGGCUUCGUGCCUCUGACUGUUCGAGUGUAGCUCUCAGUUCCCAGCUCUGUUGGAGGGGCAGGCCUGUCAGGACCCCACACACCUGGCUAAGGGCAGAGCUGGCCCCGGCCGGAAGUGCACAGCUCUGUUCCUGGCUCCUUUCCCACCUCCUGCCCCUUCCACUUGUCCCCCUUGUUGACCCAACUCCGUCCUUAGGGCCACAUGGCCUGGUUGUGGACGGAGCUCACAUACAUUCUGGGCUCAUCGGCCUUCUUCCCUGUUAAGCUGGGCUUCCUGUCUCAAGUAGAAGUCCUGCCCUUUGCUUAGAAAGGGGACAUGGCCAGGCCUCUAUCCCCCGGCCUGGCAUCCAGGCAGGGAGCCCGUUCACACCAGCAGUCUCGGGGCAGCUCGCCUGCUGUACGUAGCCCUCCCCCGGAGAUCCCCUCUGUGUCUUUGCCUCUGAGUUUUACAUGGUGUGGAGUGGCCACAGCGAGAGAGUUGGAGGAUGUGCAGCUCCUUUGGGGUCCAGUUAAGUGUUUAUGUUCAUGUUUAAGGGACGUGUGCGACUGUAGAUGGGAAUGUGUUUGUGUGGAGUGCAGGCGGCCCGCACUGGAGCCCGGCUGUCUGCAUGGUGCUUAUGGAGGACGGAUGUUCUCGGUUACCUACCUCCCAGCCUCCGCGCCUGUGAAGGGACAGAAGCGAGUGGUGACUGAUGUGGCUGGUCACGACUAGACUAGGUAGACUAGUUGCAAGGAGAUGUGAACGUGUGUUAGGUGAUGGAUGGGAUUUGUCUGCUCUUCAAGGGAAAUGUUACUGUUUUAUACCAAAGGUAUUAACAUGGGCAGCCUUCGACACAGUGUAUUCCAAAAAACGAGUUUCUAUUUUGAAAUGGUUUUUACAGCUUAGGCUUUGUACAUACUGCCCUUCUUGGGACAGUGGUAUGCCUUUAUUUUGUAUCGAGCAACAAAGUCUCCAAUAAAACUUUAAAACAA